Acanthisitta chloris (rifleman) is the source of this 554-nucleotide messenger RNA. It is a transcript of the gene RND2, whose product is annotated as Rho family GTPase 2. The annotation marks the transcript as partial. Gene Ontology annotation, molecular function: GTP binding; GTPase activity. The record is from RefSeq and is a predicted model, not a curated record. Lineage: Eukaryota; Metazoa; Chordata; Aves; Passeriformes; Acanthisittidae. Gene Ontology annotation, biological process: small GTPase-mediated signal transduction. The transcript is spliced from 3 exons.
GCCAGAAGCAGUCAGUGGGAUGGGACCUGCUCACCGCUCUCCUCCCGCUCCUCUCUGCAGGAUCAGCAUAUUAUGACAACGUCCGUCCCUUGGCCUAUCCGGACUCGGAUGCUGUGCUCAUCUGCUUUGACAUCAGCCGCCCAGAGACCCUGGACAGUGUGCUGAAGAAGUGGCAAGGGGAAACGCAGGAGUUCUGCCCCAAUGCGAAGAUUGUGCUGGUUGGCUGCAAGCUGGACAUGAGGACAGACCUCAACACACUCCGGGAGCUGUCCAAGCAGCGCCUCAUCCCAGUGACACAUGAGCAGGGCAGUGCGCUGGCACGGCAGAUUGGGGCAGUGGCCUACGCAGAGUGCUCCUCCAAGGUCUCGGAGAACAGUGUACGGGACGUGUUUCAUGUGACCACACUUGCCUCGGUCAACAGGGUGCACAAGAACUUGAAGCGCAGCAACUCCAAACGGGGACUGAAGCGGGCGUCACAGAUGCCUGGCAGGACAGACUUACUGAGUGACACAGAGAUCAGGAAAGACCGAGCCAAGAGCUGCUCCAUCAUGUGA